ACAGGAGGAUGUUGUAUUCCUAGGACUCAAAAAUACAAGGCUGUUGCUGGAAAGUGGAAAUGUUUAUGGGCCUGGGCGGGUCUAAGUAAAGUCGAAAGGUAUUGUAUACGGGUCCUAUAAUACCCUAAUAAUAAGCAGAAAACCAGAAUUCAAACAGUUACACUUUUUUUUUCAAUAUCAUCAUGAAUAUUACACAUUAUAAAUUGCUGUAAGGUAUACCUCUCACAGAGCAGUCAAGUGUAUAGCAUUGGAAUCGUUUUCAAAAUUUAAAUUCAAUUUAAUUUUACGUUCAUAUCAGUUAUCAUGCAUAUGCCCUGCUAAAGUUUAUAAUUCUAUUAAUAGACAGUUAAGGUGAAGAAUUGGGCUCCUUCGUUGUCUCUUGUAUUCUAACUAAGGCGCCGGACCUCUUUGCAGGCUGACCAAAUUCACAUAGCUUGACUUGUGAACAAUCAUGCCAUCCUUGAUACUACACACUAAACCGCCUUAUAGCAUAUAUAUGUAUUAUUUCCUCUUUCACUUACAACAUUAUUUCCACAGGUUAACUUUGGACGUGUUAACAUUUAAACACGUUUUCAAAAAUGUGAGGACAACGCAACGAAGACGUGUUUCUGUAUCGAUAAUUGUCGAUGUACAAAUCAUGCAGGAUCUGCAACAUUUUGCUCGAGCAAGCGAUUAUUUCCUGGGAAAAACAAAGGACGAAAUAGGAUCUGUUAUUCUAAACGUGCUGGAGACGCAUCUACAGGACAUUUACGGAGAGUUGGCUGUAAAAUGUAUUAAUGAAGGUACGAAU
Messenger RNA from Porites evermanni, 790 nucleotides. The record is from the annotation of a GenBank genome assembly. Lineage: Eukaryota; Metazoa; Cnidaria; Anthozoa; Scleractinia; Poritidae.